Gadus chalcogrammus (walleye pollock) is the source of this 1432-nucleotide messenger RNA. It is a transcript of the gene vps37ba, whose product is annotated as VPS37B subunit of ESCRT-I a. Gene Ontology annotation, cellular component: ESCRT I complex. The record is from RefSeq and is a predicted model, not a curated record. Bases 235 to 1119 code for a protein of 294 amino acids. Lineage: Eukaryota; Metazoa; Chordata; Actinopteri; Gadiformes; Gadidae. Gene Ontology annotation, biological process: ubiquitin-dependent protein catabolic process via the multivesicular body sorting pathway; protein targeting to vacuole; protein targeting to membrane. The transcript is spliced from 4 exons.
GCAUUCACCUCUUAACUUUAACCAUGGAGCGCAUUCCUGUCUGUUUUAGUACGCGCCUGUGCGUGCGUGUGCGCGCAUGAGUCCAUAUGCGUGACGUCAGGGCCCCAAACAGCCCUCCUCCAAUCCGGAGCUCGGAGGAGCUUCCGGUAGAGGAAGCUGGGUCAGCUGUCACUGUCGGGAGGACGUGAAGGGGAGCAGUCGACGGAGGAGCCAGCGCCGCGCCACGGCCUCACCAUGACCACUUUCACCCCCAAACUCAGCGCCUACACGAUGACCCAGCUCAACGAGCUGCUGGAGGACGACGAGAAGCUCAGCAACAUAGUGCAGGAAAUGGACGAGAUGCAGGGUGUCCAGCAGAGCAAAGACACCACACUGGCCAGCAACCGGAACCUGGCAGAGCUGAACCUGGCCCUGCAGCCCCAGCUGGAGCAGAGGAAGGAGAAGCUGUCCGCUCACUACAGCUCCCUGCAGGAGAGCUUCGAGACCUACCAGUUCCGCAAGUCCACCCUAGACCACACCUCUGGAAACACGUCCCUGGACACCCUGCUGGCGCUGCUGCAGGCCGAGGGAGCUAAGAUCGAGGAAGAGACAGAGAACAUGGCGGACUCCUUCCUGGACGGAGACGUGACCCUGGACACCUUCAUCGACGCCUACCAGAGCAACAGGAAGCUGGCCCACCUGCGGCGCGUCAAGAUCGAGAAGCUGCAGGAGAUGGUGCUCACCGGCCAGCGGCUGCCCCAGGCGCCGGCCGCCAGCUCGGCCCUGUCGUCGGGGGCCCUGCCCAUGGCCCUCCAGCACGAGGCCUCCGCCAGCACCCGCUCCCCCAUGGCCCAGCCCCGGAGGAAGCCCCCCCAGCCCCCGCAGCAGCAGCUCCCCAGCCCCGGGCCGGCUCCGCCCGCGACCGCCGCCCCGCCCGCCCCGCCCGCACAGCCCUCCGUCUUCUACACCACCGCCUCGCCCUACCCCCCCAUCCCGCCGCGCUCCGGCCAGCAGUUCCCCAACAUCCCCGCCGGCUACCCCAGCCACUACCUGUCCCAGUACCCGGCCCAGUACGCGCCCGCCCUGCCCCAGCGGCCCCAGGGCCGUCUGGCCCACCAGCCUGGCUUCAUCAUGCAGUAAGGGCCCCGCAGGGGAGGGGGGGGGCCUGGGGUCAGCCAGGCGGACCCCUCCCCCUGGACUCCUCUGGGAUUAUUAGUUUCUUGUGUUGCUCCGUGCCUCCUCGCACGAACCCCGCGGCACACGGACGCCGAGAAGACGAGCGCACGGGGCGGGACGCCGUGCCGCCGACGCGCCUCCAUAAUAAUCUGUUCAUUUUUCGCUGUGGAUUCUUUUUGUCUGUGCACUCCUGUCCCGGACACUCCCGCCACGUCGCGGUCGGAAAACUACAACUCCCAGCGAAGAGAAGCCCACGCGACAGGCCAGACCACCGCCC